This is a messenger RNA of Musa acuminata subsp. malaccensis (wild Malaysian banana), 1027 nucleotides long. RefSeq names its product allene oxide cyclase, chloroplastic. Gene Ontology annotation, biological process: jasmonic acid biosynthetic process. The record is from RefSeq and is a predicted model, not a curated record. Lineage: Eukaryota; Viridiplantae; Streptophyta; Magnoliopsida; Zingiberales; Musaceae. Gene Ontology annotation, molecular function: allene-oxide cyclase activity.
ACCGCGCACACACAUAAUAUUAAGCACCUAAAGCCCCCCUCGCACUCGGCCCGCACCAACUCCGUCGCAGCCGCCAUGGCCUCCACCCUCGGAGCUCGCUCCCUCAACCUCCCAACCUCAUCCAAAACCACACAGACCGCCACAUCCUCUCUGAUCCCACUGAGCCAAAGCCCCUCCUGUACCAGAGGUAAUCCCCCCAAAUUGGCUUCAACGCCCGCUCGACGCCAACUCUCUCUUCCAACCACACGCAUCAGUGCUACCCUCUUCUCUGCACCGAAGCCUCCUAGUGAUUCUGGGCCAAAUAAGGUACAGGAGCUGUGCGUGUAUGAGAUCAACGAGCGCGACCGCGGGAGCCCCGCCUACCUCCGCCUGAGCCAGAAGGAAGUCAACUCCCUCGGCGAUCUCGUCCCCUUCAGCAACAAGUUGUACUCGGGGAAUCUGGAAAAGCGGGUGGGCAUCACGGCGGGGAUCUGCGUGCUGAUCCAGCACGUUCCGGAGAGGGGCGGCGACCGCUACGAAGCCAUCUACAGCUUCUACUUCGGCGACUACGGCCACGUCUCGGUGCAGGGGGCGUACCUGACCUACGAGGACUCUUACCUGGCCGUGACCGGCGGCUCCGGCAUCUUCGAGGGCGUCUACGGCCAGGUCAAGCUGCAGCAGAUCGUCUUCCCCUUCAAGAUCUUCUACACCUUCUACCUCAAGGGGAUCCCCAACCUGCCAAAGGAGCUGCUCGGCACGCCGGUGCCACCUUCUCCCACCGUCGAACCCACCCCCGCCGCCAAGGCCGCCGAGCCCCACGCCGCCGUCAAGAACUACACCAACUGACGACGGUCGGUGAGCGCGCAGGCCGCAGACGAAAUAAUGACCUCAUCGCGACGCGAGUCGAGUGGAGGUGACUGUGGACGGAGGAGAUAUCCCCUUUGGAAGUGUAUUGUAAUUGCUGUGCUUCAUUGGUCUUAGUUAUGCUCUAUAUAAUGUAGCUCAUAACAAAAACAAUAAUGCUAAAUCCGCGUAUUGAAUAUGAAUA